Molecule: messenger RNA, 1239 nt
Organism: Clonostachys rhizophaga
Lineage: Eukaryota; Fungi; Ascomycota; Sordariomycetes; Hypocreales; Bionectriaceae
Source: the annotation of a GenBank genome assembly
AUGUCAUCACCGUUUGAUGCAGUACCGGCCGACCAAUUCCCGGCAGAAUGGGUGGCGCAGAACAAAGGGCCGUCCAUCUUGGGCGUCUGUAUUUCCGUGACGGUCCUCAGUACGAUAUUCGUUAUAAUGCGCAUCUUCACUCGACAGAAGAUCAUGGGAGCUUUGCACCUCGACGACUACUUGGUCACUCUCGCCACCUUAUCAGAAUGGGCCAACGUCGCAAUGGCCAUCAUGGCUGUCAAGUCGGGCAACGGUCAACAUUUCGCCCUGCUCACCAAAGAUGAAAAGCAAAACGCCGUCUUCUGGACCAUCCUUGGUUUCCCGUUCGGAAUCGUGGCGUUUGGAACCCCGAAGCUAGCCGUCGCCUCACUCUUGAUCCGACUGAUGAAUCCGAACAAAUUCAACAAGAUCUGCCUAUGGGCGGUUUCAGGAGUCUGCAUGGCAACGCUGCUCGGCUGCGUCGUUAUCCUCUAUGCGCAGUGUACGCCAGCCUACUCCCAAUGGAAUUUCGAUGUGGCAGGAACUUGUAUUUCAAAAUGGGUCUUGGUCGAUUAUGCCAUUGUUGCAGGAGGUUUCUCUGCCUUGGUGGAUCUAUAUCUAGCAGUCUAUCCUGCCAGCGUGCUCUGGACGCUGCAGAUCAACCUGCGCAAGAAGAUUGCGCUCUGUGUUGCUCUGGGUAUUGGAUCGAUCGCCACAGUCGUCGCCAUCUACAAGUGCACGCGACUACCCUCUCUGGCAGGGGCUGACUUUUCUUACGACACAGCUGAUCUCGUCAUCUGGACAAUUGUCGAAUCAAGCACGAUCAUCAUCGCCUGCUGUAUCCCCGUUCUCCGACCGUUAGUCGACGUCCUCUUCGGCCGCCGCAUGCUGGGCGGCUCCUCCGCAUACAAAUACCGAUACGGAACAUCCGGUGCCGACCGAUACGGCCAGUCACAUGGAGACGUGGAGCUCUCCAAAGGCAGCCGCCUCGGUGGUCGGAACCCCAACAACAGCCACCUCGUCUCGAACCAUACAAUGGGCUCUCUCGCAGGCGACCCCGAAGUCGAGUCGCAAGAGAGCAUCCUCCCUAAGAAGGGUCACCAAAACGGAAGCGCUUCAGGAGACCGAAACCACCAGAUCACGCGCACAGACGUCGUGACGGUGACGUACAACGAAGCGGACAGCUCGAGUGACCACCCAGUCACCGGCAACGGCUCCCCUGCCUCGGGUCUGGCCACCACAAGCUGGGUUAAAAUUUAA